Messenger RNA from Pelagomonas calceolata, 1918 nucleotides. The record is from the annotation of a GenBank genome assembly. Lineage: Eukaryota; Pelagophyceae; Pelagomonadales; Pelagomonadaceae.
GAAGAGUCUGGCGUGAGGCAAAGCCAGCGGCCACGCGGGGCGCCCCAGACGGUCGCUGGCGCGGCAGGCGACGGUUCCUGACCCCCUCCGCACGCCUGAUCAAGUUUGACGCGCGCGGACGGCGGGGCAGCGGCUGCCCCGACUUUGAGGCAGCCUACCCGACGCCGCCGCCGAGACGCGAUGGUGGACGAGGACCUCGAGCGCAUCAAAGCGCUCGAGGUCCUGGACGAGGACCUCGAGCGCAUCAAAGCGCUCCGGCUCAAGGCCGCCGCCACAUCAGCGCAGGCCGACGACGAGGAGCGGGACCGCAUCGCAGAGCUGCGCCGGCGGACACAAGGCCACGCCGACGAGGACCUCGAGCGUAUCGCGGCUUUGCGCCGGCGGACGGCGGCGACGCCCUCAUGGACGCCGGAGGACGACGAGGAACUCGCUGCGCUCAGGCUCAAGGCCGCCGCCGUUGCCACCGCCGCCGCGCCGGACGCGAUCCGGCGCAAGGCGCCGCAGGAGCUGGCCACGACGGUCACGCCCGACGGCAGUUUUAAUACCCAGGACGAGGCAGACACGCCCCACGCGUCGCGCGACGAUUUUGCCAUCGAACGGAGCAUUGGCAAGGGAGCGUUCGGCGAAGUCUUCCUCGCCACGUCCAAACAAAAUGGCAGGACCUACGCCAUCAAGACGAUCCCGCGGGGCAAGGCCGGCGACGAACGUCGAGCGCUGUUGGCGGUCAAGCACCCUUUUGUUGUCCGAUUACGGUAUUGGUUCGAUGGUCCCGCCGACACUUGGUUAGUGAUGGACUACGCGCCUCGAGGCACGCUGGCCUCCCACCUCGAGAGAAGGCCGGGGCGUAGAUUGCCAAUCGCCCACGCGCGGUUGGUGAGUGCGGAACUCGCCUCGGCUCUACUAGCACUACAUGCGGCGGGCGUCGUCCACCGCGACGUCAAGCCGUCCAACGCCGUGUGGACAUCAAAUUUCGGGCGCCCCACGCCAUCGACGCGACGUUAACCCAACUCACUGGUUGAUUUCCACACAGGUCCAACAUCCUCGUGGACGGCGCGGGGCACUGCCUGCUCGCGGACCUGGGCCUGGCCGCAACGCGUGCAUCGAUGCGGCUCUGUGGCACUUUGGAGUACCUGGCACCCGAACAGCUCCGAGGCAAGACGUACGGGCGAAGUGUGGACCUGUGGGCGCUCGGGUGCCUCACGUUCGAGACGUUAGUAGGGUAUUCUCCGUUUUCCGCGGCUCGCACGCGCGCCGUCUUCGAGGGCAUACUGCGGCACGAGCCCUACUACGUCGCGUGCGGCGAUACUGACGCCAUCGACCUCGUGAAGGGGUUACUGCGGAAGGACGUUGAAAAACGCUUCGGCAUCUCCGAAGAUUUAUUGGGACACGCCUACUUCGCUGAUGUGGACCGGUCUCUGCUUUAUCAGAGGCGGCUGCCGCCUCCACUUAGUGGGGAGGACAUCGUUCCCCAGGAAUCUGUCGGGUCGUCGGUGGUGCCCUGGCCGUCCGUCGGCUCGUCCAUCGCACGGGAGACGCCUCUGCAACGAGAGGCGUCACCAGUGAUCGCUGUUCAGAAAAAGCACCACAAGCGCCAGAACCCGCUCGACCGCGCGCGGCAAGACCCCGCGUCGAAGCCGCGCGGGCCACCCUUGCCACCCCGUCCAGUUGAGGAGCAGCCCGCGCUGCUAGCCGCAGCGGCGACGACGGCGGCGCCGUCGCGCGAGCGGCCCGUGGUCGACGCCGCGUUGUUCGUGUCCACGGACGAGCUGCGCCUCUGGGCGGACUCAGAUGAGGAGAAUGGACCUCCAGUGUAUCGAAGGCGGUCGGGGACGCUCUUCCGGCACGAACAGCUUUUGACGCCGGAAGCGCCGCGGCGGCGGCCUCCGAGGCAUACCGUUUAAUUUAACUUCUGUAGUAA